AUGCGCACUGCAGUGACGGCUAUCGCCAUGGCGGCCUGGGCGGCUCUGAGCGUCCAGGCUGUGCCGUCGGCCAAGAACUUCAUCUAUAUUGUUCCGGAUGGCUUCGGGCCGGCGUCACAGACCAUGGCGAGGGACUAUGUGUCGCUCAUCCAGAACGGCGAGAACCCGAAACGGCCGGUUGGAUUCCAGCUCCCGGGUGACAAGAUGGUUCUGGGCAACGUGCGGACACAAGCCAGCGACGCCUUGGUUACCGACUCGGCGGCCUCAGGGACUGCGUUUGCCUGCGGCGUCAAGACCUAUAACGCGGGGGUUGCUGGACGUCUAGCUAUCGGUGUCAACGACGCCGUCGAACCUGUCGGUUCGAUCCUGGAGGCGGCGCAUCUCUCAGGCAUGAAGACCGGACUGGUCGUCACCAGCACGAUCAACCACGCCACACCGGCUUCCUACUCUGCGCAUGUUGCUCACAGAGACAUGUAUGCGGAUAUCGCCAAGCAUCAAAUAGGAUACAACCACCCAUUUGGCCCCUUUGUGGACAUUUUGAUGGGCGGUGGUCGGUGCUACUUCAAGCCCCAAGGAGAGAGCGGCUCCUGCAGGCCCGAUGAUGCAGAUCUCUUCGGCUUCGCGCGCGAGAAUGGCUAUCACGUGAUGCAGAACCGCACCGCGUUCGACGCACUCGACAAGGGUCUCGGGAACACGAACCUGCCGUUCAUCGGACUGUUCAACGACGGGCAGAUGAUGUACGAGAUUGACAGGUCGCGCAACCCGACGCAGGAGCCGUCCCUGCUGGAGAUGGCCGAGACAGCCAUCAACGCUCUGGACCGGGCGACGAGCGCAGGCGACAAGGGCUACUUCCUCAUGAUCGAGGCGUCACGCAUUGACCACGCAGGCCACGCCAACGACCCUGCGUCGCACCUGUUCGACAUCAUCAUGUACAACGAGGUGCUCGAGUAUGUGCAAAAGUGGAUCGACGAGCACCCAGACACGAUGCUCAUGUCGGCGGCAGACCAUGAGUGCGGUGGCCUGACGCUGACAGGAUACAACCCUCUGCCGUUGAAGGCAGCCACGGCGUCGACUGAGGAGCUGGUCAAGCGGUACGAUGCAUUUUCCGGCUCCACAGCCGACAAGCGGGCCUUCCUCCAGUCUGAGAUUCUGCCUGCGUACGGCCUCGCCGACGCCACGGAAGCCGAGGUCAACACGCUGAUGUCAGGCAACCUGGGAUCCGAGAUGGGCAACCUGCUCGCGUCGAGGGCGGGUAUCCACUUCUCGUCGAGCGGGCACUCGGCGGUCGACGUCGUCCUGUACGGAUACGCGGCCGGCGACAAGCUGGCCGAGUACAAGGCCAGCAUGACAGGCAACCGCGACAACACGGACUUGCCCAAGUUUGUCGAGCAGGUCCUGGGUGUCGACAUGGCGGCGGCGACCCAGCUGAUCCGCGCCAACGCCACCGAGGGCUGGAUGGGAACGCCACCGGCGAACCUGAAGAGGGACACGCACUCUCAUGGCGACCACCAUUACACGCACCAGAUGCUGCCUCUGUUCCGUUAA
Molecule: messenger RNA, 1545 nt
Organism: Pyricularia pennisetigena
Lineage: Eukaryota; Fungi; Ascomycota; Sordariomycetes; Magnaporthales; Pyriculariaceae
Exons: 4
Coding region: 1-1545 (514 amino acids)
Biological process (GO): dephosphorylation
Cellular component (GO): fungal-type vacuole membrane
Molecular function (GO): alkaline phosphatase activity
Source: RefSeq, a predicted model, not a curated record